Oreochromis niloticus (Nile tilapia) is the source of this 1490-nucleotide messenger RNA. Its product is annotated as charged multivesicular body protein 4b. The transcript is spliced from 7 exons. Gene Ontology annotation, cellular component: ESCRT III complex; cytoplasmic side of plasma membrane; multivesicular body. The record is from RefSeq and is a predicted model, not a curated record. The coding region runs from base 197 to 1054 and encodes 285 amino acids. NCBI's taxonomy places the organism in Eukaryota, Metazoa, Chordata, Actinopteri, Cichliformes, Cichlidae. Gene Ontology annotation, biological process: vesicle budding from membrane; late endosome to vacuole transport via multivesicular body sorting pathway.
AUGGUGCUAGGACAGUGAUAUUCAAUGGUGUUAACCCGUUUCUGCAGCACAGGGAUGUGUUUUCUUUUGAAAGAGGUCUCCAACUUGGCACAUAAGGAUUCACUUGACUACAGUUUCAAAUUGCAGAUAAUCAAGACACGAAGAACUGCAGAGUCAAAACCUGAAGCUGUUUUGCACGUCUGUCAAGCUCACAGGCAUGUCUCUGUUUGUUUUCAGUAGCGGGGAAAAGGUGGAGAAGGAGCCCUGGAUGGAGAAGCUUCCAGCCAGAGGAGAGCUGCUGGUGAAGAAGAAAGAAUUUAUGAAGAAGAAAAUUGACCACCUAGAGAUUUUUGCCAAGAAAAACAGCACAAAAAACAGAAGAGCGGCUCUGCAGGCGCUGAGAAGAAAGAAGUUCUACGAGAAACACAUCAACUACAUUGACUGUGCUGUAAAAGCCAUGAGAGCCAUUUACGAACACAUAGAAAUCGUUAACAAGGUGAGUGACCUGAUGAAGGAUAUUGCAGAGGAGGAGGAUGAGACUGGAGGCAUGCUAGAGAGCCUCUGCACACCUGUGGGUUUUGAAGGGGAAUUUAAUGAGGAUGAGCUGCUGGCAGAGCUGGAGAAGCUGGAAAAGAAUGUGGAUGAAAGCCUCUUUGAGGCGGACGAAGCAGAGGACGGGGACCCUUGUCCCAAACUGUUCACCACUGCAUUACAUUCCCAUCGUGGGUUUUGCAGAGAAAUCAUCACCAAGGUGAAUGACCUGAUAGAGGACAUUACUGAGCAACAGGACGUGACUGAAGACUUGCUAGACAGCCUCUACACAGCUGUGAGAUUUGAAGUGGAAUUUAAAGAGGAUGAGCUGCUGGAAGAGCUGGAGAAGCUGCAAAAGAAUCUGGAUGAAAGCCUCAAUGAUUCGGAUGGAGAAGAAGACGGGGUCCUUUGUCCCAAAGUGUUCACCACUGCAUCACAUUCCCAUCCCGUUAACACGGACGAAGAAAACAUUGAAGAUGAUUUAGAGUAUCUUCGACACUGGGCGAAUGGAACUCGUGAACUCACCAUCAGUUACAACAUUUAGAAGAGGCGAGGAAAGCACAGAAUGGAAUAAAUGGGCAGCAGUUUAUUGUAUUUGUUCAUGAGUGGGGUUUUUUUUUUUUAAUUUAAUUUUCAUGGACAUUUGACUUUCUACCUACUCCAGUGAUGUCAGGGAACAUGUUGAUUUUUAUACACAGGGUAGUACAGAGACUUCAGAAUUCAUAUUGUAAAAUUAGUAGUACAAUACUACUGGCUUGAUAACUAAUUGAUGUUAUGACUUUGAUUGGCUUUGAUGUUAUCUGAACUCACUGAAACUAAGCUACUUUUGCUUUCUUUAAAAAAAAACAAAACCUCACCACUGGCUCCCAGCACAUAAGUGUUGCAUGUGUUUACUGUCUUUGAGUCUCACCCUGUUACCUCUGUUACCUGUUGUGUUCUCUUCUUCGAAGACUGUUUCAAAAAUAAAAGACUUCACCAAU